GGGCGGGUGUCCAGGUCCCCAGCCCCACGGCGGGGCGGGUGUCAGGGUGCCCGGCCCCACAGCGAGGCCAGCGGGUGUCGGGGUGCCCGUCCCCCCCAUCCCACUCCGAGCCCCACAGCAAAGCCAGUGGGUGUCGGGGUGCCCGGCCCCACAGCGAGGCCCGCGGGCAUCGGGACACCCGGACCCACUCCCAGCCCCACGGCGAGUCCAGGUUUUUCAGGGCACCCGGCCUCCUGCCCCACUCCCAGCUCCACGGCAAGGCUGGCGGUGUCUGGGUCCCCAGCCCCACGGCGAGGCCAGCUCUUCGGGGGCGCCUGGUCCCAUGGCAAGGCUGGCUCUUUGGGACCCCAUGGCCCCACAGCAAGGCCAGCUGUUUGGGGGCACCCAGCCCCACGGCAAGGCCAGCUCUUGGGGACCCCCACCCCACGCCAAGGCUGGCUGUUUGGGGACCCCCGGCCCCACGGCAGGGCCAUCUCCUGGCGGUGCCCAGCCCCACGGUGAGGCCGGCUGUUGGGGGCACCCAGCCCCACACCCAGCCCCACGGCAGGGCCGUCCCCGGGGGCGCCCGGCCCCACGGCCUGCGGCGCAGCUGGCUCUGGGCUGCAGGCACCCCCGGGGCCCGGCUGGCCGGAGUCGCCCCCAUUGCCUCAUCGCCUGAGUCACAGCCUCUCGGCUCUGAUCCACUGACCCAUUUUUCCAUUUCCUGGCAAAUAUUUACCACGGUCUCUGCAGUAACAGGCCCCCAGGCUGCAGCAGGGCCGCGGACGCCCCCGGCCCGGGGAGCUGAGCCCCUGCCCCACGGCGCAGCGGCCCAGGGCCCCCCACCUGACCCUGCAGCAGUCCUGGCCCCUCGGGCCCCCCGAGUCCCCAUCACAGGCUCUGCACCGGGCUGGGGCCGCGGGAGGCCGUGGGCACCCUCCGGAUGCCGCGGCCUGGCUAUGGGGCUGCCUCGCCGGCCCCCAGCCCUGUGCCCCGCCGGGGGCUCCCCGAGGGCGGCCUUGCCCAGGGCAGGGGGCCGAAGCCCCCCGUCCCCGUGCCCUCCCCGGGGCCGCCCGCGGCGGCUGAUCCUGCCCCCACGUGACACCGGGUCCUGAUCUCAUAAGAGCCUUUGGACCCGAGGCCGGCGCAGCCAUGGCCAGCCCCGCGCCCCGCACCGUCCUCAUCACCGGCUGCUCCUCCGGCAUCGGCCUCGCCAUCGCCGUGCGGCUGGCGCGCGACCCCCAGCACCGCUUCCAGGUCAUCGCCACCAUGCGCGACCUGCGGAAGAAGGAGAAGCUGGAGGAGGCGGCGGGGCCGGCGCUGGGCCGGACGCUGAGCAUCCAGCGCCUGGACGUGUGCAGCGACAGCUCGGUGGCGGAGUGCGUGGGCAGCGUCCCCGGGGGCAGAGUGGACGUGCUGGUGAACAACGCCGGCGUGGGGCACGUCGGCCCCGUGGAGAGCAUCAGCGUGGAGGAGAUGAAGCGCCUCUUCGAGACCAACUUCUUCGGGGCCGUGCGGAUGAUCAAGGCCGUCCUGCCCGACAUGAAGCGGCGCCGGAGCGGCCACAUCGUGGUCAUCAGCAGCGUGAUGGGGCUGCAGGGGAUCGUCUUCAACGACGUCUACGCCGCCUCCAAGUUCGCGGUGGAGGGCUUCUGCGAGAGCCUGGCCGUGCAGCUGCUGCAGUUCAACGUCUUCGUCUCCAUGGUGGAGCCGGGCCCCGUGAACACCGACUUCGAGCUGAAGCUGAUGGAGGAGGUGUCGUGCCGCGAGUGCCCCGGCGCCGACGCGGCCACCGUGCAGUACUUCAAGGACGUCUACCUGCCGGCCUCGCACGAGAUCUUCGCCACGCUGGGGCAGAGCCCCGAGGCGGUGGCCGAGGCCGUGGCGCGCGUCGUGGGGGCCCGGCGCCCCGCUUUCCGCACGCAGACCAACCGCCUCUACACGCCGCUGGUGGCCCUCAAGUACGCCGACCCCUCGGGGGACCUCUCCGUGCGGACCUACUACCGGCUGCUCUUCCGCCACGGCACCCUGCUCCGGCUCAGCCUGGGCGCGCUGCGCUGCCUCACCUGCGCCUGCUGCCGCCGCAGGGUCACCCCGGCGUGACCGCGGCCCCCGCGCCGCCACCGCCACCGCCACCGCCACCCCCACGGCCACCGCCACGGCCCCGCCGCCGCACCCCGACCCCCCGAGCCCUGGGGGCCCCCGCGGCAGGGAGCUCGCCCCGGUGGGAUGGGGGCACCGUGGGGCAGGGCCCCCCCGGCCCCAGAGGGGUUGGGGGGGAUUUUAGGGAGCCGCAGGGGGUGUUUGGGGGGGCCCUGGGGA
Messenger RNA from Dromaius novaehollandiae (emu), 2301 nucleotides. It is a transcript of the gene RDH8, whose product is annotated as retinol dehydrogenase 8. The transcript has 6 exons. The record is from RefSeq and is a predicted model, not a curated record. Gene Ontology annotation, molecular function: all-trans-retinol dehydrogenase (NAD+) activity; estradiol 17-beta-dehydrogenase [NAD(P)+] activity. Gene Ontology annotation, biological process: retinol metabolic process; estrogen biosynthetic process. Gene Ontology annotation, cellular component: cytosol; cytoplasm. Bases 1132 to 2082 code for a protein of 316 amino acids. Lineage: Eukaryota; Metazoa; Chordata; Aves; Casuariiformes; Dromaiidae.